CCCUAAAGUGUUGACUUAGAAUUGGGAGCUACCUGCAAUUCUACGUCCGCCAUCCUAGCCAGGCAGGUACCACUUGCGAUUGUCAACCUGUGACAGCUUCCAUCUUGGUUGAACUUCGAUAUGUCGUUUGCUCCUGCGCUCUGUUUUCUUUAGUUGACGUGCGACGACGUCUACCUAUUCGCAACAUCUUGCCUUCGAUUUGCUUCAAAGCGACACCAUGGAGAGCGGCAUGAAUACACGGCGCAUACGGAAACUGUCCAAUCCACGUUGAAUGUUGGCCGGAGGAGUACUUCUCUACGUCUGGCGACUUGAUAUUUAAACACAAUGGCCAUCCGAAGCAACUUCUUUGGCGACGAAGGGGGGUUCAAUGGCUUAUUCUUGGGAUCUCUAAUCAUAUGCGGCGCAUUAUCAAUAUUCUCCCUCCUUUACUUUAAUAGAGUCUUUGCAUCUCUGCUGUCGUGGGCAUUGCGGACAUGGACCUGGCAUCAGUACAAAGUCUACAUCGACAUCCAAGCUCUCCAGAUCUCCCUACUCGGCGGCCGCAUAUUCUUUACUGGUCUUCGGUACCACGGCGCGAACGAAACAAUACUGGUCCAGAAUGGUUACAUAACAUGGAAAUACUGGCUGCGCAGAGUACGGGGCGUCAAGAUCUCAGCCAAGGACGCACGAGGGCAUAACGAGACCGAUACCGAUUCCGACGCCGAUCCCAUCACUGAACAGCUGCCGACGCCCAAACUUCCUUGCCGCAUCAGUGUUUGUCUCUCUGGCCUAGAAUGGUUCAUCUACAAUCGUAGCCCGGCCUAUGAUUCGAUUCUGUCUGGGUUGACGGAUCUACAGGAGGAUGCGGUCCCGGCUGCUUCGGGGACAGAGCCUGUCGGGGCAGGUGACGGUGCAGGAACCCAUGAGUCGGGCAACACACGAAAGCGCCGGUCCAAAAAGCGUGAGACGCUGAGAAAGUCGGAACAGACGCAGAGGUCGGGCGCCACCCAAUACAGGAAUGGGCGACCAAUACAGGAUAGCAGUACUGGGCGCGCGUCUACUAUGGCUUCUUCCGACUCUGAGGACGAGGAGGAGCAUGAGCGGGACGGACAAUUCUCGCAUGAGCUCCCCUUGUUCUUGCAGAUGCUACCAUUGCAGUUGGAGUGUACCAAGGCAGCUAUGGUGAUGGGAAACGAAAACACGAAAGCCAUCUUGAUUGUCAAGACCGAGUCAAUGGAAGGGGAGGUUGAUGCUUCAGCAACGGAAACCCCAGAUCCGUACCGCCAAUUCUUCCGCUUCAAGUUCAAUCACCCUGUGAUCGAAAUGAAGGAAAACUUGGAUUUUAAGGAGGACCAGGCAGAUAGGGCUACUCGAGACAAGCAGACGACAACCCAUGAUCCCAUCUCUGUCCAUCAUAGGCCCUUCCUCAAACAGCAGAUGCGCAGGUUGAUGGGAUGUCUUCACCGGCUUCGUCGCAUCGUGCCUUUCCGGCGAAAUAGGUCUGUAGAAUCCCUCCCUCUGGAUGCAGAGAGGGAUAUCAGAACCGCAACUAGCCCCAUAUCAACCUCAAAUCCAAAUAACUGGCAAGGGUUGUCGCGAUACCUCGAUAGCAAGGCCCACGAUGUUGGCGGUACGAGACCAGGCUGGGCCUCGUCGGAAUACGCAGCGGUACCGACUAUCUUAGACAGCCCCGAAGCGACGCUUACCAUCCUAUGGGAUGUUGUAGGCAAAGUUCGGCGUCCUCACACCAAUGCAGGCGAAAAGGCGACAGGGUCCUUGCACAACAUUAAUGGCGAAGAGCCGCCAGCAUGGUCUAUACAACUCUCAGUCAAAGGGGGUUCCAUCAACUAUGGUCCAUGGGCGGACAGACAACGAGCAGAUCUCCAACGCACUUUUGUUCCGAAUCUUUGCAAAGAUGCAACUCCGGCAACACGAUUGCCUGUGGGCGCGUAUCGUGUUCCCACCAAGUUCAACUUUUACGUUGAGUUCGAAGACACAGUCACCCUCCGAGUUCCCGUACGGGAGGAGUCCAAAAAUUGGAAAUGGAAGGGCAAAGAUCCUGCCACUAAGCCACCACCCGAACCUCAGACACGUAAACACCGCGGUCGACCCAAGAAAGCAGAGCAGCCUGCCACUAUCCAUCAACGACCAUAUGGAUGGCUUGAUAUCAAAGUUGCCAAAGACGCUACUAUGUCGUAUACCAUGGAUAUGGUAGCUGGCGUAGCAGGGUUUUCAAACCAGCUCGUCCUGGAGUUGCCGAGCACUGAAAUCUCGAGCAGCAUUAACCAUGAACUGCUUUGGAAAUCAGGGAAGCAACAGAUAUCUUGCGAUCUUUCUACUCCCUUGGGCUGGAACGCCCUUCGUGAAUGGCGUUUCAAAAUCAUCAGCAGUGAUCUGGACCUCUUCAUCUUGCGUGACCACGUCUUCCUCCUGACUGAUUUAGUUGGUGACUGGGCAAGCGGGCCGCCGCCUGAAUAUCUUGUCUUUACCCCCUUCAAGUAUCACGUUGAGUUUCAAAUGCAGAACCUCCGACUGUUUUUGAACCUCAACGAUGCAAACAUCGUCAACAACCCUAUCGACCUAGACGACAACACGUACUUCAUCGUUGCCAGCCCAUUGCUUCAGUCCAAGUUGACUAUCCCGAUUGACAACUAUAGGCCGAACAAGAACGCCAUUCCUUUCAAUAUCACUGCUAGCAACGCUUCUGUUGCCCUUCAUGUCCCCCCAUGGAAUACCCAAGCGUCAUUCCUAGACACCAAGGAAGUUGGACGGCUGGAAAAUAUGGUGGUUGAUGGCGCCUAUCACUACCAUACGAUAACUUCGCCAGCAAACACAGAUACGCUCAUAUUGAACUUCAGUACGCAAUCUCUAUUUGCGCGUGUAUACGGCUUUACUGUGCGGUAUGCUAUGAAGAUCAAAGACAAUUACUUUGGCGAGGAUGUUCACUUUAAGACCUUGGACGAACAUCAGGAUAUGCUACGCUUGAAGGAUCAGAACCCCGAUGCUGAGACUACCAACAAGCCGCCCCCUAAGAAGUCGAGCGAUUUGGAUGUCAUCUUAAGCGUCAAGUGCGACGAGCCAAAGAUUCUGAUACCGGCAAAUCUGUAUUCUUCAACUCGUCACGUUCUGAUCGACACAGCUUCUUUCGGGGCUGAUCUGCGGUUCACAAAUUACUUCAUGGAAAUGGACUUGGAGGUGGCACCUUUACAGCUGUCGCUGGGCAGUUCAGAUUCAUCGGGCGCAGACACACCAAAGAGUGCCACUGGCUCCAACACACAACUGUUCAUAGAUGGCAUCCAUCUCUAUGGGCACCGACUCUUUGGGCUUCCCCAUGCUGAGCCAACAUACCUAUGCAACUGGGAUCUCUCAGUUGGUACCAUUACCGGCGAGUGUACUACUGAGUUUUUGACAACGCUGGUCAGGGGCGGAAACGCCUUUGGGUUCUCCUUCGAUGAUGACGAGAAUGCGUUAAUCUCUGCCGCUUCAAUCGUCCUCUACGACAUCACAUUCCUUCGUGUUUAUGUCCAGUCGGUGGGCAUCUGGCUCCAUGUCGAAGACGCUGCUUUUCUUCUUUCUACUGGGUCUAUCAAUGUUGACUUCAACGAUUGGGCACGGUCCCAUUAUUCCAGACGAGCCAACAUUAGGAUUCCCAACGUCAAGGUCUCUUGCAUCAAUGCUGAAAAUGCCGCAAGACACAAAAUGCGAGCUAACCAUCCUAUUGAAACCGAUGCGAUUUUGGAAACAAGCGUAUCAUUGGCUAUCAUUGGGAGAAAACAUGACUUCUCUGAUCAGAAGAGGCGGCAGCAAGAAUUCGUUCGUCGGGAGGACCAAAGGACCCAUAGAACGCCGUUCCUUCUUCUUUCAGAGGCGCCUGAAGAUUUUAUCCCAGACAUCGUAGAUCCUCCUGCUCAGAGCGUUCCGCCUAUGCCGACCCCUACAAAGGCGGAUGAGGUUGAGUCUGACAGGAUGACAACAUAUUCACGCGCAACCUCGAAACCAUCUAGGAGCCUACGACACAAAAGUUCGUUCCUGUCUUUCACGAGCGAGAGCAGUGUCGUCAGACCUCGCUCGAGACGCUCGAGCGUGAGGGUGAAGCAAGCAGAUCGUCUUUCGCCGUUCGCAUCUUAUGGUCGUCAAUCUCGUGGUAGCCGCGGACACAUCAGAGAUAUUUCGCCCUCGACCCGCCACUCUGGCUUUUACAGUACUUUCGGUGACAACGCUGAGCGGCAAGAUCUCAUGCACAAUACAGUAGCAUUCUCGAGCCAGUACUUUGCACCAUAUUUUCCGUUGGAGAAUCUGAAGAUGAAUUACAAGGAUGCGGCAAAAAUCAGCGUUGAAAGGGAUGAUGAAAGCGAAGCUGAGCGUAACUCUCUCACCUUUGAUCUGGGGGAUAUUGACCCGGAUUCUAUCCAGGAGGAUUGUGCUUACUCGAGCAUUAUCCUGGAGAUGCCUUCAGGUGUGAAGGCAAUCUGCAAUCCUACCGCACUGCGACACGUUGUCACUUUGCUUUCAUCGCUCCAGCCUACAGAUCCGGAAGAUAUUCUGGACAGCAUACAGUCAGACUCUAUGAAAGCCAUUUUUGGUAUGCAAAAAGAUCAGAAGAUGAAGGGCCAUGUCGAAGACAUCCUCAUCAAGAUACCGCGGGCCGACAUUCGUUUCGCCAACCCAUUUGAUUCUGAUCCGGCCAACCCCUUGGGCGAGGAGGAAGACCAAUACAAUCUUUCUAUAACCCGACUCGCAUUGGCAUCUCGAUCAGAAAUCAAGUGGCGAGAUGCAUUCAAGCCUGAGUCCAAGCAGACACGCAGCUCGUUCCAUCUCCGGCUGCAAUCGAUAGAAGCUUCAGCAGCGGAAAGAUAUCAUGACGCCUUCAAUUCCCCAGCCGCUGUUCGAGCUUCGGUAGAGAACAUCAUGAUCUCGAUGGGGACUCGCGAUGUCACGUAUCUGGACGUGGACGUAGGCACGAUCACGAGCUCUACGUCUUCGGAAAAGGUAGAUUAUCUCGCGUCCUUGAUUCACCGCACAAGCGUCCUAGCUUCCGAUUUCGGCAGGCUCUUCAACGAGAAAUCAACUUAUGAAGAGAAUAUGCCGAAAAAUCUCGUCAAGCGCCUCAUAGAAGACGGCCAAGGUGCCCCCGACCCUGGGUUUUUUGUUCGGCCUUCUGCCAUUCUUCGUUCUGCGCCUGAACAUUUGAGGUCCUUCGAUUGCUGGAAGCUCGUUAUGCGACUACGGCAAAUGUGGGCAGUUCGGUCUCAAUGGGAGAAGGAGCAACUGGGUUAUACGUGUCUCGAUAAAACUCAGACCCCUUCGGCUAACAUACGAGAAGAAGUCAUCGCAGCGUUUGAGAAAUGGCGCAGUUGGGACCUGGGCAACAUUUCGGACAGUCCGCUCAUAAACACGAUUUUCGGCCCAGCCAAAAAUGGACCGGGGCCAACCAAGGAGAGGCCGACUCUCGCUGUAGUCAAGAUCAAGCAGAUUCAGUUUAUUCUUGAUCCCGGACCGAAACAGAACGAGAUAAUGGCCGUCGCGCUGUCGAUCAGAGCUGACACAAGACGGGCAAGCGACGCCGAAUCCAAUGCCAGGAAUGCCGAAACAGCAGGGCGGUUAACCAUCUUAAAUAUCAACUGCAGUGACGCUGCCAUAAACCUGAACUGGGAGUUGUGUGAACUGGCUACGAGGCUGCUUGAGCUAGUAAACAAACUUGAGUCCAAACCAUCAACUGCUCCGAAGAUGGCCUCUCUUCCUUCUACCAAGAAGACCGAGGAUCAUACCAUUCAUUGCGUAUUGGCCAUCGGCCAUGGGUCCAUCGCUCUGGAAACCAUCAACCUGCACAUCUCCUCUAUAGGGAGUGGGCUGAGUGCAUCGUUACUCUUACAGCUCGGGCAAGAGGAGAAAAUGGAUACAAACAUGAUCUUGACCUGCGAUUCCGUAAUCUCAAGUCUUCGAAGUCAUUCCGAAGGAGUCGCAAAGCUUGUCCUACAAAGACCAAGCGUGUUUGUCUCACACGAACUCAAAAAGUCACAAACGAUUGACAGCCAUACCAUCAAGGCAACAGCAAGCAGCCACCAUCUCAGCUUCGUUGUCAAGCAAGACCCGGUUUAUAUCACAGAACUCUUGGAUCUCGUCGUACGAGAUGAGGUUGCUAAGAUUUACAAGCUCGGCAAAAAGGUUCCAUCCUCGGCCCCCUCUGAUUCAGCACCCAAGAAGAUCGUUGAUCGGCUUUCUGCCUUCAGGGUGAACGUUGCUAUGUUUAUGGACCAAUAUACGAUCAGCAUACCGUUGCUCCGUUCACUGACAUAUACAGUCAAUGGAACUGUUGCGCGAGUAGCGAUGGCGGCGAACUUUGGCAGGGAGAUCAUCUUUGAUUUUGAUAUCAAGGAGAACUCCCAUGAGAUAAGGACAAAGAUGAACAACGUUACAAAACGGAUAUCUCUGCUACAGAUUCCACCGACAAACGGGCAGAUCAGGAACCAUACGACCGACAGUGAACAUUCGGUGACUGUUUUUGCAUCUCUGGAGCUAGUAGAACUGGAUGCAUCGGCAGUGUACAGUUUUCUGUCGGCGUUGAACCGCCCCGAGGUCUCGAGUGCUAUCACUGAGCUGCAACAGCAAGGCAAAGCCAUCCAAGAACACAUAAAGGAGAUAAGCGGAAGCAAUCAGGCCUCUGACAUGCGCGCCUCAUCUCCUGGAACCCCUCAAGCAGAGUCAAAGUUAUUAGUUUAUGCUAUAAACCUGACCUUUGCCGGCCUGAGAGUGUUUGGGAAUAGUCCGCUUAAUUCGGAGGUGGAACCGUUUGCUCAUAUAGCAUUCCAGCUCGACAAGAUACAUCUUGGUACGGCCAAUCGAGUGGAACAACAAGGGCCACUUCUGGCAUAUCCCGAGUUUCAUGUCAACAUCCGAGAAGUUGCUUUCGAGAUCCAGAAGGGUGAUGCUGAAACCAUGAGAUCGUGUGGAAAUCUCGGCUUCGGAGCUCUUAUAACCGCCUCAUCAAAGCAUGACGAUGACGGAAAGGAGCAGAGGCUGUUUAACGUCAAGAGUGACGCCUUUCAUAUCAAUCUUUCACCUGACACAAUCUCAACAGUUGUCGACGUCCUUGGUUAUAUGGGUGACAAGAUCAAAGAUCUUGAUACAACAAGAGAAUUGGAAUAUCUGCGAAAGCUCCGCCAGUCUAAGCCACGCAUUGCCAUCAAUGAUCUGGAAAUGGAAGAGGAAGACCAGGACAUCGUCGAUGUUUUCCUGUCUUCAUUCACGUACACGUUCGAGAUCUGCAACAUACAACUUGCCUGGCUAGUCAACCAUAACCACCCAAGAGAACUCCCGGACCCUGAUAAGGAGGACCUUGUCCUGUCGCUAGACAAGAUUGAGUUCAGCACUCGCACAAGGAACUCGGCCAGGCUCACAAUUGAAAACCUACGGCUCCAAAUGGUUUCGCUCGAGCAGGAACGGAGGCUACGAUCCCCGAACUCUGCUUUGCUGCCGGAGAUUAUGUUCAACAUUGCCUACGUAUCCAUGUCUGACACCCGGCGGCUGGCCUUCCAAGCUGUGGGCAAGACGCUCGACAUUCGACUUACUUCGGGUUUUAUCCUACCGGCAGCUCAUCUAACCAGGUCAAUCAGUCUGUCGAUAAACAAUGUCCAACAGGCUUCACAAAACUGGAAUCCUUCUCCGCCCGCUGCAACACAAGCAGCAAGUUUGCCCGAACCACAAGAGCAGAUUCGCAAAAGGAGCAUUCUGGGUAGCAAGAGGCUUGAAUCACUCCUCGUGGACGCAGACUUUGCGGGUGCCGUCGUACAUUUGACAGGCAAGAGAACACCCAGUGAUCUAGUCAGUGCCUCAAGGCUAGGCAAGUCCAGCACGGCUGGGAAGUCGGGACAGUUUGGGCAAGAAGAGUGGGUGAACAGCGUCACGACCCUCAGGUCCCCAGGCCUUGCCUUAAAACUCGAAUAUUGCGAUGACGGCAGGGAAGACCCUUCUCUGUUUGCUGAAGUGAAGAUCGACGCGUCUAGCAACAUAUUGUAUCCAUCAGUGGUGCCUUUGAUCGUGGAAAUGAGCAAUAACAUCAAGUCGGUGGUCAGCGAACGAGGAGAUGGUGCCAACCCUCCCAGUCCCCCGCAAGCACCUCCACCCAAGGCUAAACCAGCUGAAGAGGACGGGAUUCUCGGUGCUGAUCCCACCGCUGUGCUGGGUCGUGUGAAACUCAAUCUAGGCCUGCGUGUCCGGAAGCAGGAAUUCUCGUUGAGCUGUCAGCCUAUCGCUCUAGUGGCGGCCACCGCCAGUUUUGACGAUGUUUACUUUACCGCCAACACCGUCCGGUCGGCUGACCAGGGCAACUUCUUUGCAAUAUCUGGAGCCUUUUCAAACCUCCGGGCUUCUGUCCAGCACGUCUAUUCGCGGGAGUCGACCGGCAGCUUCAACGUUGACUCAAUAGUCCUGUCGCUGAUGAACAGCAAGCAUGUAAGCGGCACCAACGGGCUGUCUGCGAUUCUCAAGGUCAGCCCGAUGGAGGUGUCGAUCAACGCAAAGCAACUUCAGGACUUUAUGCUUUUCCAAGAGAUAUGGGUCCCCCGUCAAUUUACCGAAACCACGCCGUCAUCACCAGUGGCCAAACUGGUCACAGAGACCUCACAGGGUCAUCUAGUGCAGCGCUAUCAGCAGGUUGCGGCAACUGCUGCUUUCCCUUGGACUGCCACCAUCUCUAUCACCGCACUGAAGAUUUCUGUGGAUCUAGGUCAGGCCUUGGGCAAAUCUACGUUUUCCAUUGACAAUUUCUGGAUCUCGUCCAAAAAGACGUCAGACUGGGAGCAAAAUCUCUGCCUCGGCUUUGACAUGAUUGGCAUGGAAAGUCAAGGCCGGAUGAGCGGCUUUGUGGCACUGCGAGACUUCAAGCUACGUACCUCCAUCAAGUGGCCUGAAAGAGAACAGGCCUUGAAUGAGACACCUCUUGUUCAGGCGUCUGUGGCAUUCAGCCAGUUCCGGGUCAAGGCUGCCUUCGACUACCAGGCUUUCCUAGUUGCAGACAUCACGUCCAUGGAGUUCCUCAUGUACAACGUACGGCGCAGCCGACAAGGAAUGGGAGACCGUCUUGUCGCUAUCUUUGACGGCAAUGCUGUCCAGAUCUUUGGAACUACCAGCUCGGCCGCUCAGGGCGUGGCCAUGUACCAGGCCUUCCAAAGGCUCAUUCAAGAGCGCAAAGCAAACUUUGAGAGCUCUCUCAAGGAGAUCGAGCGGUUCAUGAGGAGAAAAUCGGUCACGGCACCAGCAGCAGUCAUAAAGCGCCUUGAUCAGAAAUCCAAACUCGCAAGCGAAGCGGACGAUACGCUCUCCAAAUCUCCCAUCUCACUGGACACCGACGUCGUGGUAACCCUCAAGGCUCUCAACCUAGGUGUCUUCCCCGGCACCUUUGCCGACAGUCAAGUGUUCAAGGUUGAAGCCCUGAACGCUCAAGCCCGGUUUGCCGCGAGCAUCGAGGACCGCAGAAUCCACAGCAUCCUAGGUCUGACACUAGGCCAGCUGCGCAUCGGCCUCGCCGGCGUGCGCGCUACUGGCGGUGCUCCCAAGACGCUGAGCGAGCUCUCGGUUGAGGACGUAGUCCAGAGCGCCACGGGCUCCCGAGGCGGCACCAUUCUCAAAGUGCCCCAGGUCGAGGCGGUCAUGCAAACAUGGCAGCGGCCCGACAGCCGCUCCAUCGACUACAUCUUCAAGAGCGCGUUCGAAGGCAAGGUCGAAGUGGGCUGGAACUACAGCCGCAUCAGCUUCAUCCGCGGCAUGUGGGCCAACCACUCCAAGACGCUCCAGCGCACUUGGGGCAAAGAGUUACCGCCCGUCACGGCCAUCCGCGUCACGGGGGUGCCCGAGGGUCCGGCUGAAGAUACUACUACUACAACAACCGCAAGUGGUAAAGACGGAGAUCAGAAACAAAAAGACCAACGACAGUCAUCUACCACCACAUCCACUUCCACUCCCGCCGACGGGUCUUCCUCCUCCUCCUCCUUUGCACCUGGAUCUGCUUCCCAAGAAACAGAAAAAGAAAAGGACCACAAACAAUCACAAUCCAACAAGAUCACGGCCGAAGUCAAAGUGCCCCAGUCCAAAUACGAGUACACGGCGCUCGAGCCGCCCGUGAUUGAAACCCCCCAGCUGCGCGACAUGGGCGAAGCCACGCCGCCGCUCGAGUGGAUCGGCUUGCACCGCGACCGGUUGCCGAACUUAACGCACCAGAUUGUUAUUGUGAGCUUGUUGGAGCUGGCGGGCGAGGUGGAGGAUGCGUAUAGUAAGAUUUUGGGGUCUACUUGA
Neurospora tetraspora is the source of this 10269-nucleotide messenger RNA. RefSeq lists its product as uncharacterized. The record is from RefSeq and is a predicted model, not a curated record. The transcript is spliced from 2 exons. The coding region runs from base 325 to 10269 and encodes 3314 amino acids. Lineage: Eukaryota; Fungi; Ascomycota; Sordariomycetes; Sordariales; Sordariaceae. Gene Ontology annotation, biological process: fermentation. Gene Ontology annotation, cellular component: membrane.